AAAUAAAUUAAAAUUCAAUUUUCAUUUCAUAUCUGCUAUUUCUAAAAUCUAAAGAUCAUUAAAAGCUCCUUUACGUAAAAUGCCGAUAGGAAGACAAUUUAAACCAAAAGAACCUUACACUCAUCGUUUACGUAAAAUUCUUGAUGAAUAUCCUGAUGGUUCUCAAAUUCUUCGUGAAAUCCUUCAGAAUUCAGAUGAUGCCCAAAGUACUGAACAAAUUUUCAUUCUGGAUCAUAAUACUUAUCCAUCACAAAGUUUAUUUGAACCGGAUUAUGUAGAUAAUUAUCAAAGGACAAACUUGAAACUUGAUAGAUUUCAAGGCCCUGCACUUUUAUCAAGAAAUACUACUACUUUUGAGGAAAAAGAUUUUCAAUCAUUGCUUAAAUUAGCUGAUAGUGAAAAACGUGAUCAAUUUGAUAAGAUCGGAGUAAUGGGUGUUGGUUUUAAUUCAAUUUAUCAUAUCACCGACUCUCCUUCUUUUAUUACUGGUGAUAAAUACAUUAUCCUUGAUCCACACGAAUGGUAUUUUAACGGUGGUAUUCAAUUCGAUUUCGUCAAAGAACAAUUGUCAAAGGAUUAUCCAGAUCAAUUUGCUCCAUUCAAAAUCUCAUGUGAUAAACCAUUUAAUGGAACUAUAUUUCGUUAUCCUCUCCGUACUAAUCAAGAUUCUGUCGAUUCAAAAAUUUCUAACAAAGUUUAUAAACCUGAAGCAAUUUUGGAUAUGUUUCACAAGUUUUAUGAAAAAGAAAGCAUAAAUUGUUUAUUAUUUUUAAAAUAUAUUGAACGUAUUCAUUUCUAUGAAUUGAAAGAAGGCGCUACUGAACCUGAAUUACUUUACACCAUUCAGUUGGAGAAUGUUGAUGAUCAUGUUAGAGAACAACGUCGUUCGAUAGUCGAAAAAAUUAUACCAAUGAUGAAUUCACUUAAGUCAAAAGAUCUUGAUAACCAUAAUCAACUAGAAACGUCUUAUGUCGCAUCAUUUUCUCGACAACGGAAAGGAUAUCCUAAAGAAAUUAGCUCAUGGUUAAUUUUGAAUUAUCUUGAUGAUUUACUCAAAGCCGAAGCAUAUUUUCAUGAGAACUUCGGUAAAUAUAUAGGAGAUUAUAAAUUUAUUCCUAAUGUUGGUCUGGCUGUCCCUUUGAAUAAUUUAAAUGCUACUGGAAAAUUAUUUUGCUUUUUACCUCUUCCCAUUGAUAUGCCUUUCCUCGUUUCCGUACAUGGAUAUUUUGCGGUUAGCACUAAUCGACGUUCCUUAUGGUCAGCAGCAGAUAAUGAGGAUCUGGCUGUUGAUGCAUUGGCGCGUCUGAAGGUUGAGUGGAAUCGAUAUUUAUUUGAAAAGGUUUUACCCAAAGCUUGGGUAAAGUUUCUUCGUGAGCUCAGGUCUAAUAUUCAAUCGGAUAAUAUAUAUGAAUUUUGGCCAAUAGUUAAAGAAGUUACAUCGGGUAGUUUAAGUUCUUUUUGCAAAGAUCUGUUACAGAAUGUCAUAGAAAGUCUUAGUAUUGACGAUUGUGUAUUCAAAGGUCCUUUUUCAUCAAAUGUUAUUGGAACAGUAGCUGAAGUUUCAACAUAUUCAUAUAAUAUGCCCUCAUUCCGAGAACCCAAAUUUCAUUGGCUUUCACUUUCAAAUGGCUAUUUCGAAGAUGAGAAGUUAUUCAAUUUUGAUUUAUCUAAAAUAAUUGGUAAUAUUGGAUUUCCUGUAAUAUCAACUUUGUACCCUAUCAUCAGAGUAUUAAAAAGUUCUGGACAUCAAGACUCUCUCAAGUUUUUUUCUCCUACCAUUAUCCGUACUUAUUUGAGUAACAAUCGUGAUAGAUGGGAUAACGUACUGUCGAGAAAAGAAGUCUUACUAUUAUUUGAAUAUAUAUUAAACGAAUUAAAUGAUCAAAAUUUUGAUGAAUUAGAAGGAUUCAAAAUAAUUCCAUUAGCGGAUGGUGUGAAUCUUGGUACUUUAACUCAAUUUGGCAAUUCUUAUGUGUAUAUCGGUCCCGAUGAUGACAUUAAGAGUCAUGAAAAUGAUGAGCGCAAUAUUUUCACAAAUCAAUUAGAUAAAUUCAUCGACAAAUCGAUCAGUUUCAGAUUAUAUAAACUUUUGUACGAUAAUGCAAAUACUGGAUGGGAUCUUAACAUCAAAAUAUUAGAUGAAUUCGCUGUUGUUGAUAUGAUUAAAUUCUCGUUAAAUUUUGCGGAAAAUGCAAAUUUUGAAGUGAUACAGAUGCCGAAUCAUUGUGGAUGGAUCUAUCAAUUAUGGGAUAACCUAAGAUACAGAAAUUGGGAUUUAACAAAGUUUGAAGAUAUUCAUUUAAUCCCAACAAAUCGUUCUUCUCUUAGGAAAUUAAGAACUCCUAAUAAAAUUUUUUUGAAUCAAACAAGCGAAGACCUUACAGCUAUUUUCGAAAUAUUCGGUGCUGCGUUCGCGGAUAAUCAGUUUAAAGAAAUUUCUGAAUGGGAUAAUUUUGGCUUCUUUUCGAGCUGAUGCUUCAUAUCCAGAGAAUUUAAAUAAAAAUUUACAAAUUCAUGAAGCAUCGGCGCUCAUCGACCAUUUAUCUAAUUAUUUGCGACUUGUCAAUAAAGAUCAUCUUACGCAGGAACUCAUUGAAGUUAUC
Rhizophagus irregularis DAOM 181602=DAOM 197198 is the source of this 2603-nucleotide messenger RNA. The record is from RefSeq and is a predicted model, not a curated record. Lineage: Eukaryota; Fungi; Glomeromycota; Glomeromycetes; Glomerales; Glomeraceae.